Nomia melanderi (Alkali bee) is the source of this 2744-nucleotide messenger RNA. The record is from RefSeq and is a predicted model, not a curated record. NCBI's taxonomy places the organism in Eukaryota, Metazoa, Arthropoda, Insecta, Hymenoptera, Halictidae.
CUGAAAAUUUGUUGUCUGAAUGCAUUGUGCUGUUUGUUGUAGCCACGCAAGAAAAUCGUCAAGCAGAUUACACCUGCCAAACCGAGAAUAACGUUCCGGGCAAUCAGCAGGCCGUCGUCCUUCCGCCCUGUCCGCCGCCAUUUUGGUCUCCCGAGGGCGGUUGGUGGGGCUACUACCCGCUGCCCUAUUCCAACGACUCCUAUCCCUGCCACCCCGACAACACCGCCUACGUGUACUUCCCGAUUUACAAUCAGAACUUCUCGGGCUACCCUCCGUUCAACCCUGCGAACGAUAAGAGUCAUCCCUACCCCUAUCCCCCGUCGUACGUGAUACCUGUUCCUCCGCAGACUAACAACUGCAGCUACGGUCAAGCUACGGUAGCUAACCCAGAGCCAGCGAUCAACCAAGAGAGCAAGAUCAACGAACCCAACGUGUCGAACGACGAUCAGAAUCAGUGGGACAGAGCGAACAGCAUGUCCAGGACAGCCAGCAGCGACAGCAGGGAUAGCGAUUGCACCACUGCGAUGAACAUAACCGACGAGGAGGAGAUCCCCGAGCCAAUGACUGUCACGCAGGAGAAUGUCUCCGAUACCCCGGAGGGCAACAAGUGCGUCAAUCCCAGUUUAAACGUUACCGUGCCUAAUUACACUUACAUAGACACCAGUGACUCCAGUGAUUCGACGGACUCCGAGUCCCAGAUGGACAACGAGUCCAUCAUCGAGUCGUCGAAGAGCUGCAGCGACCACAACGUCGAAGACACGUCGUCGGACACCGAUGACUCUGACUCUUACUUAGCCUACUCGACGGGUUUGAACCCUCACGGGAGGUUCGAGAAGGAUCAGGAGAGGAGCAACGCUAGGAUCGACUCGAUAGAGUCUCAGGACGAUGGACAGAGGCCUGAAGCUUUGGCAGAGGGAAACGCAGACCUCGCUGAUGAGCAAAAGAGAAGUAAGAGCAAGAACGAAGAGGACAAAGUGGACGCCACGUUUCCUCAUAAGUUGAGCAUCAUUUACGAGGACGUGGAGCAGGUCGAGGUUGAAGGCCCCAAGUCGGGAGUUAAUGACACGAGAAACUGGAACGAGGCGCCGUUCGAGGCAACCGACGAUCCUCCGGAUGACGUGGAUGACACGACGGUCAGCGUGAGUCUGCCACUGAGGUUCAAGUUCUCGGUGUCGGAGAACAAUGAGGACGUGACCACGGUGAUCGUCGGAGACAGCACUAUCAAACCUGAGAGAUCCGGGAAGGACGAAGGGAGAAGUCCUAGGAGCCAGGAGCAAAAGAGUCAGGACAAGUCUAACGACGUGUCGGUGAACUUCCUAGUGAACAACGACACCAGCGCGGACUUCACCGUGAAGAGGGAGACUUCGGGCAGCAAACGCAGAGAUCAGCAAGCAUCGAAGUGCCUUAUAGUCGACAGAACGAAAGAGGACGUCGUCGAGAGCAAGGUAGAGAAGAUCGAGGAUCCUGUAGUACCUCACGUGAACUUCACUCUGAGGAAGAUCCCAACGAGACUGGGCAGGAUGAACUGCGAGGACACGGUGGAGACCGAGUUCACGAUCAAGAAGAAGACCUCGAAGAAAGAGGAGACGAAGGACAGGCAAGAGGAUUACUCGCUGAGCACCAGCACGAUCACGUCGAACGACGACAGUUCGACCCUCAGCAGAGAGACGGUGAUCGCGGAGAAGGACAAGCUCGAAGACAGAGCAGAGAUCCGGGACAUCAACAAGAACAUCUUGAAGCCGGAGGUCGUGGUCUCGGAGUGCGUCUGGGUCGAGAAGGACUCCGAGGAUUACCAAACCACCGACACGUACGUAGAGGACGGUACGCUGGAGAGGAUCGAAGGGGAUCGCUCGUCAGGGAAGAUCGAGGAGGAGGAGAAAGCAGCGAAGGAGUCGAAGCACCUGCUGAACGUGCAGAACUCCCGCGAGGAGACGGACGACGAGGACAGCGGCGUGACCUCCGACAUGAGCCGGAUGAUCUCGGAAGUGGACACCGACUCCGAGUGCACGUCCUCGAGGAACAUCAGGAAGUACCAGAGGACGCAGACGCACUCGCGGCUGUUCAGGCUGCUGAACGACGACUCGGUGGCGCCCGAGGACGCGAGGAACGAGAGCUCGUCCAGGAGGGAGCAACUGAGCCUGCCGCUGAAGAACAACGGCUUCAGCUACGACGAGAGCUACUGCUCGAACUACUCCAGCGGCCUGACCUCUCCGGAGUACUCUCCCAGCUGCGAGCAGUCCUGGAGAAGGUUGCACGAGGAGAACGGCUGCUCGAACCAGAGGGUGCAGGAUCAGGGCGAAGAGUCGAAGGCGAACCCUAACCUGGCGCAGAGUCACCUUCUGGCUCGGCAGGAUCGAGUCGUCUGCAAAGAGGACCCUUACUACCAGGCCUGGAAGACGAGCAAGUCGCCCAUGUCCGGUGAUCACGACGUCGUUCCCUCGUUGGCGUUCAAGGUCCUCGAGAGCAGGAAACCACCGUGGGCUUACAAAGUGAACGUCCUCUGCCCGAGGAUCAAGAGCACCAAGAGCGUGCCCAGAACGCUGCAAACGAAGAUGACCAAUCGCGACUCCCCGAUGUCCCCCAAUCCCCUGUCCUAUGUGAACCUGAGAACCGAGCAUUGCUGAUGGCCCGGGGCAGAUUGAGGCCGUGUUUGGCCGCGAGCAACCGGUCCACGGAACGAGCCUCGCGCAACUUUUCUCUAGAUUCGCAAGACUGGGCUGACUAUGCCCGGGGGGGCUACAGGC